AUGGGGGCCCCGUCAUUGCCCCGGGCGUGGCAGCUCUAUCUGAAGGAACACCGUGUCUCUACAUUCAAGAACUGGCCCUUCGUGAACGGCUGCUCCUGCACUCCGGAACGGAUGGCCGAGGCCGGCUUCAUCCACUGCCCCACUGAGAACGAACCUGAUUUGGCGCAGUGUUUCUUCUGCUUCAAGGAGUUGGAAGGCUGGGAGCCAGAUGAUAACCCCAUAGAAGAGCAUAAAAAGCAUUCAUCUGGCUGUGCAUUCCUUUCUGUCAAGAAGCAGUUUGAAGAAUUAACUCUCAGCGAAUUUUUAAAACUGGACAAAGAAAGAGCCAAGAACAAAAUUGCAAAGGAAACCAACAGCAAGCAGAAGGAAUUUGAAGAGACGGCAGCGAAAGUCCGCCAGGCCAUGGAGCAGCUGGCCGCCUUGGAGUGA
This is a messenger RNA of Cavia porcellus (domestic guinea pig), 429 nucleotides long. It is a transcript of the gene Birc5, whose product is annotated as baculoviral IAP repeat containing 5. The record is from RefSeq and is marked provisional. Bases 1 to 429 code for a protein of 142 amino acids. The transcript has 4 exons. NCBI's taxonomy places the organism in Eukaryota, Metazoa, Chordata, Mammalia, Rodentia, Caviidae.